UCCUAAAGAUAGAUUGUGAGGACGGUCAGAGCUCCAAGGAGGUGGCUGUCUGCUCGAUGAGCAUCGGUAUUUUGCGAAUGGGAAUGAACUGGGACGUCAAGCAUGACAAGGAUAGACUCGGAUCUGUGGGUUCCGGGAAAAACGGAUCCAUAUGCGAUGUCUUUGGUUAAAAGCUAUCGCACUUUCUUUAUUCUGAAUGCGCUAUUUGCAUUGGCUGGACCGUCGAGUGACAACCAUCCGCUUCUUAUUUGCCAAUGUAUUCGUGCAUUUUUAUGCAGUACGUGGAGGAUGAAUGGCCUUUACUUGUCGAGUGCAUCGAGAAAGGUGUCAUCCCAGACGUCGAAGACCUAGGUGAUCUGCGAGCACCUUUAGAGGAACAUUUUACUCCCAACCCUUUUCGCGCUGCCGAACUUCGCGAAAUCGGGCCUCCCCGCAUUGAGGGCUGGGCAAUCCGCGUGUGGCCUGACUUGAAACAGUUCAUUGGGAUCACUGGAGGUCAGGCUGCUAUUUCUGUUCCAAAGCGACACAAGGUUACUCACCUCCUCGGACCUUCUGUCCCCAUCCAGUCUCAUGGGUAUGGCAGUGCAGAAUGCGGUGUCGCCAAGCCAUACCAUGAAGGCAACCCUAAUACUGACUUCAAGGUAGGGUUUAGAGAUGGGGUCAUCGAGUUUCUGGACGUGCGCUCCGAUGAGCCUUCGGAACGUGUAUUGUCCGUUUGGGAACUCGCAAUUGGUGGGCAUUACGAGCCUGUCGUAACGACCCGCAAUGGCUUGUGGAGAUACCGCCUUGCUGAUGUUAUCACCGUUAAAGGCUUCGCUCCAGAUGACGGCCUGCCUGUUAUCAAUUAUCUUCACAGGCGAGAUGACUCGCUUGGAGUGGCGUUUGGAGUAUCGUGUACAGAGUCGCAGUUGACGGACGCGAUCAUCUCUGCCGCUCAACGAUCGAUCGGCCAGAUCGUGGCUUUCACUAUUGUGCUAGAUGAUCGAGACACACCUAUUACUUAUGGGUAUCUGGUAGAGCUUGCAGGGGAUCUAAGAGAGGACGCGAGAAUGGCGACAAAGCAAACUUUUGAACACCUCAUCACAGCAAGUGAUGAUUAUCGCCUCGUUGUUUGGCAAGAAUAUCACAAGCAGAAAUGCGAGCGGAUGAACGUCACGGUGGGUCAGGUGAAGGUUCCUGUCGUCGUAUUCGACCCAGCAACCAAGGAAUGGCUCCUGGAGAGAGUUGUAAAGGAGUUGUAACACUUAUUGGCGAGUGAAAUCACAGCUGUGCUUUAUUUAGUAUUUCAGUCUUCAAACUCGAAGCCUAGAGUUUGUUUGGAACAAGUCUAGUUUUCAGUGAAUUUAGUCGUCGUACAUGCAAUUCAAUCGAACUAUAUCACCAUU
Molecule: messenger RNA, 1385 nt
Organism: Suillus paluster
Lineage: Eukaryota; Fungi; Basidiomycota; Agaricomycetes; Boletales; Suillaceae
Product: GH3 auxin-responsive promoter
Exons: 8
Coding region: 255-1241 (328 amino acids)
Cellular component (GO): cytoplasm
Molecular function (GO): acid-amino acid ligase activity
Source: RefSeq, a predicted model, not a curated record